This is a messenger RNA of Acanthochromis polyacanthus (spiny chromis), 4470 nucleotides long. It is a transcript of the gene pcdh19, whose product is annotated as protocadherin 19. Gene Ontology annotation, biological process: homophilic cell-cell adhesion. Gene Ontology annotation, molecular function: calcium ion binding. NCBI's taxonomy places the organism in Eukaryota, Metazoa, Chordata, Actinopteri, Pomacentridae. The record is from RefSeq and is a predicted model, not a curated record. Gene Ontology annotation, cellular component: plasma membrane.
CGGAUUGCGGGUCCUGAGACUGAGCGCUCGGCUCGGAGCUGCGCGUCCUCCAGUGUGCACCAGUGAAGCGAGAGGAGCGCUUGUUGGAGUCAACUAGACAGCCUACUGGCAACGAGUGGCGAUUUCUUUUUUACUGCCUCAGCCAGCCUGGAUAUAGGCUUCUGUGUGCUGCUGCAGCUCAGACUGAAAUGAACAUACACUAGGCUCUGGCAUCGUUUCUUCCCACUGGCUUUUGGCUGCAUCUUCAACGGAUCUUUUCUUCUUUUUUCUUUUUGAAUGUGUUGCAUGGACUAAUAAUCGGGAUACGUGCAGAACCCUGUUUUUUCCAAGUGAGAUACGAGGAAAUUAAUUAGUAAGUAAAAGCUUCCAGACUUGCAGGGUGGAUGAAAGACUUAAUCUGCUGGAAAUAAUAAAAUAAGAAAAAGGUAACCGGGACUUGAGUGAUGUGAUGAGACAUUCCUGCAAUUGCACCCUUGUUCUUUAGGAGAAGAUAUCCGGACUUAGGCUGUUGAAUAAUUUUGUGACUGCAGAUCAGUGUAGCUUUUUUUGCAGUUUGAAAGCCUAUUGCAGCUCGACCGGAGAGGAAAUGUUUUAUCACUGCUUGUAAUAUACCACACAGAACAAGAUGUUUAUCCGAAAUGCGACUUAAACACUGACUUGGCAUCAAGACGGAGAAUUGAACAUGGACUUUUGAGCCCCAUUACUUCAUCGGCGAGGAAGAUUUUUUUUUUUUUUUCUGGACUUGCUCACAGGAAUUCUCAUCUUUGCGUCUAUGCAGUCCGAGCAUUUUCCUCCUUUCAGACGACUUGAAAAUGGACAGUUCACCUUAUGAGUCAUGUGUAAAAGCAGUUUGCCGCUUGAUAAGAGCUGCACGGAUUUAUGCGACUAAACCACUAUUGUGAGAAGAUUCAGCAUGUUUUCACAGAUCUGUCGUCCCCAGUGUUUCGUGCGCCGCAGUAGACCAGAGGAUGUGCUCUGCCUGAGAAGAGUAAAAUAGGCUGAAGGCACUUGUUAGAAUUCUAGCUUUCACAUCAUGAUAUAAUUUGCACAACACGAGAGAAAUUCAAACACUUUUUCCCCCCCUGGACAUUUCAAUGAGAUGAUUCAUUCGCGUAAUUCUUCUAAUUUUCUCUGACGUGCAACCCUGUGCGUAAUUAUCAAGGUCUUUAUUAGACACCGAUAAAAAACUCAACAGGUACAAUGCAAACCAAGGAGAUGGAAUUAAUACAAUUAACUGCUGUGUUCCUCUUGUUUUGGGUCGGGACUGAGGCUGUUAUCAACCUGAAGUAUGGAAUAAACGAGGAGAUGAAGCCCGGGUCAGUGAUUGGAAACGUGACAAAGGACGCACUAAAGCAAGGAUUUCAGAUUGCACCACAGCCCCCGUACUUGAGGGUUAUUUCCAAUUCAGAACCGCGAUGGGUGGAACUGAGUCCAGCCGGAAUCCUUACAACCCAAAUGAAAAUAGAUCGGGAUGUAGUUUGUCGACAGAACCCAAAGUGCAUUAUUUCCCUAGAAGUGAUGUCAAACUCUAUGGAGAUCUGUGUCAUCAAAGUUGAAAUAGAGGAUUUGAACGACAACGCACCCAGAUUCCCCACGAGCCACAUUGACAUUGAAAUUUCAGAGAAUGCCUCCCCUGGUACCAGGUUUCCCCUAGAGGGGGCAAGCGAUCCGGACUCGGGAAUCUUUGGAGUGCAAUCAUAUUCCAUUACCCCAAAUGAGCUUUUCGGACUAGAAAUCAAGACCAGAGGGGAUGGGUCCAAAAUCGCAGAGCUUGUUGUGCAAAAAUCGUUAGACAGGGAGACCCAGUCCCAUUAUACAUAUGAAAUCAGCGCAGAAGAUGGAGGAGACCCCCCAAAGAUAGGCGCGGUCCAGUUAAACAUCAAGGUGAUUGAUUCUAAUGACAACAACCCCGUUUUUGAUGAGCCGGUGUACACAGUUAAUGUGAUGGAGAAUUCCCCCAUCAAUACAUUAGUCAUAGACCUGAAUGCAACGGAUCCUGACGAGGGCACUAAUGGAGAGGUUGUGUACUCGUUCAACAGUUACGUCACCGAGAAAACGAGGGAUGCUUUCAAAAUUGACCCCAGAACCGGGAUCAUCACCGUCAACGGUGUUCUGGAUUAUGAAACAACGCAAAUAUACGAGAUAGACGUCCAGGCCAAAGAUUUAGGUCCCAACUCCAUCCCAGCUCACUGCAAAGUCACAGUGAACGUAAUGGAUACGAACGAUAACCCACCUGUCAUCAGUUUGCUCUCACUGAACACGGAGAUGGUGGAAGUCAGUGAGAACGCGCAGCGUGGAUAUGUCAUUGCGCUGGUGAGGGUGUCAGAUAAGGAUUCCGGGGCAAACGGUAAAGUGCAGUGCAGGCUGCAGGGCAACGUUCCGUUCCGGCUGCAAGAAUACGAGAGCUUCUCCACUAUACUUGUUGAUGGCAGGCUGGACAGAGAGCAAAAGGACACAUACAACCUGACCAUCCAAGCGGAGGACAGUGGCAUCCCUCCUUUACGCGCUACGAAAUCUUUGGUGGUCAAAGUCACGGAUGAAAAUGACAACCCUCCCCACUUUCUUAAGCCACACUAUCAAGAGAUGGUGAUGGAAAACAACCUCCCUGGCUCGUGUCUGCUCGCAGUAUCAGCAGAAGACCCGGACCUGGGCAUGAAUGGCACAGUUUCCUACUCCAUAGUCCCUGGUGAGAUUAAGCACAUGGAUGUAAACACAUAUGUCAGCAUAAACCCAUCAGGCCGCAUUUACUCCAUGAGAUCAUUUGAUCACGAGUACACCAGGACUUUUGAUUUCAAAGUUUUGGCCAGAGACAAUGGCAACCCCUCCCUGUCCAGUAACGCCACGGUGCGUAUUGUGGUGCUGGAUGUCAACGACAACACACCUGUUAUGACAAACCCGCCGCUGGUGAAUGGCACAGCGGAGGUUUCCAUCCCCAGAAACGCUGGGGUGGGUUACAUGGUGACCCAGGUGAAGGCAGACGACUACGACGAGGGGGAGAACGGCCGGCUGACCUACACCAUCUCAGAGGGAGACAGGGCUUUCUUCGAGAUCGACCAGGUGAACGGAGAGGUGCGCUCCACCAGGAUGUUUGGAGAAAACGCCAAAUCCACCUACGAGAUCACGGUGGUGGCGAGGGACCACGGCAAGCCCUCCCUGUCCGCCUCGGCCUACAUAGUGGUGUACCUCUCCCCAGACCUGAACGCGCAGGAGCCUAUGGGACCCGUCAACCUGUCCCUCAUCUUCAUCAUCGCCCUGGGCUCUAUCGCAGCCAUCCUGUUUAUCACCAUGAUUUUUGUGGCGGUCAAGUGCAAGAGGGAUAACAAGGAGAUCCGGACGUACAACUGCAGGGUGGCGGAGUACUCAUAUGGCAACCAGAAGAAGUCCAGCAAGAAGAAGAAGCUGAGCAAGAAUGACAUCCGCUUGGUGCCACGAGACGUUGAGGAGACAGACAAGAUGAAUGUGGUGAGUUGCUCAUCUCUCACCUCCUCGCUCAACUACUUCGACUACCACCAGCAGAGCCUGCCGCUGGGCUGCAGGCGCUCCGAGAGCACCUUCCUCAACGUGGAGAACCAGAACUCACGCAAUGCAGCUCCCAACCAUGGCUAUCAGCACCCGUUCACGGGGCAGGGUCACCAGCAGCCAGACCUCAUCAUCAACGGCAUGCCACUGCCAGAGACGGAGAAUUAUUCCAUUGACUCCAGUUACGUGAACAGCAGAGCCCACCUCAUUAAAAGCACAUCGACAUUCAAGGACCUGGAGGGGAACAGUCUGAAGGACAGUGGCCACGAGGAGAGCGACCAGACCGACAGCGAACACGACGUCCAGAGAGGACACUAUGUUGACACGGCUGUCAAUGAUGUGCUGAACAUGACUGUCCCCCCCAAUGUUUGCCAGCUGCCAGACCAAGAUCCCAGCGAGGGCUUUCACUGCCAGGACGAGUGCCGCAUCCUAGGCCACUCUGACCGCUGCUGGAUGCCUCGUGUUUCGAUCCCGGCACGUGCCAAGUCACCCGAGCACGCCCGUAAUGUCAUUGCUUUGUCUAUCGAGGCCACCACAGUGGAUGUGCCACACUAUGAGGAUGGCACAACCAAGAGGACUUUUGCCACCUUUGGCAAGGAUGGGCCUGAAGAUGUGGAGCGGGGAGAGAUAAAGGGAAAGCGGACUCAGGAGUCUCAGGUGUGUAGCCCUAAGGCUAAUGGAGGGCUGUUUCGUGAAGCAGGCAAUGGGCGUGAGGCAGCCAGCCCCAUCACCUCCCCUGUGCACCUGAAGAGCCCAGUAUCCAAGCCGUCAUCUGCCUACAACACACUGAAAUGCCGCGACGCAGAGCGAAUUGCCAACCACAGGCCUGCUGCGGCGCCGGAGGGGAAGGACAGUGAGCCGGCUGUCAGGGAGAUCAACACGCUUCUCCACGAUGGCCGAGACAAGGAAUCCCCCAGCAGCAAGCGCCUGAAGGACAUUGUGCUUUAGCGA